CUCCUUCGCUCCUUGAAAUAAUCCACCAUUCUUAAAACCAUCGAUUAAAAUUCACACUAUUUCAGUAGGUGGUGCGGGCGACCCAUCAUUGGUGCUAAUACUAAAGUGGGGCGGUGAACUAACGCCCGCCGGACGCAUCCAGGCAGAAGAGCUGGGGCGCAUGUUCCGAUGCAUGUACCCUGGUGGACAGGGACGCCAUAUUCCUGGCGAAGGUGGCACGCAAGGCCUGGGCCUCCUCCGUCUCCACUCCACAUUCCGUCACGACCUGAAGAUCUACGCAUCGGACGAAGGUCGAGUACAAAUGACAGCGGCUGCCUUCGCCAAAGGCCUGCUGGCUUUGGAGGGAGAGUUGACACCUAUUCUUGUACAGAUGGUCAAGUCUGCUAAUACUAAUGGAUUGUUAGAUAAUGACUGUGAUUCCUCAAAAGUACAGAACAUGGCUAAAGCUCGUCUCCACGAAGCAAUGCAAGUGGACCGCGACUUCACUGACGAGGAUCGUUUAAAGAUCAACCCGUGCCAGUCGCUCAGCAUUGCCGCGGCCAUGGACUUCGUCAAGAACCCCGUGCACUGUUGUGCGCAUGUCCACACGCUGAUCCAGCAACUUGUGCGCAUUGUUAUUACUAAACGAGAUGACCCUAAGACUAAAGAUACAAUCCUUUACCACGGCGAGACCUGGGAGCUAAUGGGCCGGCGCUGGGGCAAGAUAGAAAAGGACUUCUGCACGAAGAAUAAAACAUACGACAUCUCCAAAAUCCCCGACAUUUACGACUGUAUCAAAUACGACUUGCAACAUAAUCAACACACAUUGCAAUUCGAUUUGGCGGAGGAGCUAUAUAUCUAUGCGAAGUAUCUUGCUGAUAUUGUUAUACCGCAGGAGUACGGUUUGACAAUGCAAGAGAAGUUAACUAUUGGACAGGGCAUAUGCACACCGCUUCUCAAGAAAAUAAGAGCAGAUCUGCAAAGAAAUAUAGAAGAGACUGGAGAGGAGACUGUUAAUAGAUUGAAUCCAAGGUACAGCCACGGCGUAUCGAGCCCGGGCCGACACGUGCGCACGCGCCUGUACUUCACGAGUGAGAGCCACGUGCAUUCGCUACUCACUGUCUUGAGAUUUGGCGGAUUGCUUGAUGUGCUAAAGGACGAGCAGUGGCGACGGGCAAUGGAGUAUGUGUCAACAGUAUCAGAACUGAACUACAUGUCCCAAAUUGUGGUGAUGCUCUACGAGGAUCCAACCAAAGACCCUUGUUCUGAAGAGAGGUUCCACGUGGAGCUACAUUUCAGUCCUGGUGUGAACUGUUGUGUGCAGAAGAAUUUGCCGCCAGGUCCCGGAUUCAGACCACAUAGUCGAAACCAUUCUACUACUAACAAUUCUAGUUCGUCUGACGAAGUCAAAUGCAUAGAAGAAGAAGGGGAAGACGAUCAAAUGGCCAGCCAAGAGACUUUACAGCCUGAUCACGUGGACGAGUUGGACAACACAUUCUCGCCCUGUAAGAACUCCAAGUCCAAGAUGCGACCUUCUGAUCCCAUACCUAUUUGUAAUCUACACUACACGGUGAGCGGCCACGAGGCAUCGACUCUGGCGGCGCGGCUCAAUGCAGAACUGCGCGCGCGCAAUCACGCUGCUGCUGAUAAUAGAGACAAUACGCAGCGUGAAGAGAAAGAGUCUAAGGAAGGUGAAGAGCCUGCUCCUCGCGCAAGAAGCUACGACCAACACAAACAACACGACAAUGGCUCGCGACUAAUCCUCCCGAUACUAACGCUGACGACGCCGUCCGGCCUCAUGGCCAGUCCGAGCCCGAGCCCGGAGACCCCCGUGGUUAACGUGGACGGCGUCGAGUCCUCCACUAACGAGCUUCCGCUGUCCGCGAUCACGUUCGGGCGCGGCGGCGCGGCGGUUGCGGGCCGUGUGGCCUCGUGGCCGCACCUGGCCGCGUCCGAGCGCGGGGGCCGGGACGGGCCGGCCGGCUGUACGUGGCGGGGCGCAGGGCGGCGCCAGCGGCACAGCAUCGCCGGCCAGAUGAGCUACCUCAAGAUGCUGGGGCUGGGCGCGCGCGGCAAGCUGCCCGGCGCCGCCGCCGGCCUCUUCAGCACCGCCGUCAUCUCUGGCUCCAGCUCCGCGCCCAAUCUGCGUAUCAUGAUUCCCAGCGCCAACGCCAACAACACUGCCUUGGAGGGUUUCGGCGGGGUGCCAGCCAUCCGUCCACUUGAGACACUACACAACGCGCUGUCGUUGCGACAACUCGACGCGUUUUUGGAGCGCGUGACCGCCGCGCCGGUAGUGCUAGGCACGCCCACUGCGCCCGCACAGCUCCCACAACACCCGCCGCCAAAGCAGCCUUCGCCUACCAACAGUGUCGGCUGGAGCGGUCCCUCGUCACUGAUGUCGUCUUCAGGAGAGUUGCCCAGCGGCCUCUCUUCCGCCGGACCAUCCUCACCCAACUCCAACUACGCAUCCAACUCGGAGCACAAAAACACCUCUUCAGAAUGUAGCAAUUGGAGUAGAGUAGCGUCGGCCAAGCUCCCCCAGUGGGACGGCGAAGCGGCAACCCUGUGCGCGCUCGACGACAGCCUGCACCCUUUCAUGCCGCACUCCAAUCUUGCAGGUUCAUCUAUUAGUGGCGACGUUACGCCGGUGUCAAUCGCCUCAGAGCUCGAGUUCAACAGCAACGAGGCGACAGCCGGCUCCAUCACUGACCACGACCUUAUGAGCGCUGAAGGUGAAGACGACGAAGAAACGCUUUCGGGCGACCUGUGUGGUUCGCCAGUGAAAAUAAUCAAUAACGAUCUCAGCCCACAAGAUUGCGUCUCUUCCCUUUGUCUCGACAACCAACCUUCAACAAGCAGCGCCAGCGACUUCUACGGACUCACCUUGCAACAAACAAAAGAAACGUUUUACAAGGACAUGCCUUCCAGUUCCAAAAAUUUAAAUUUAGACUUAGACAUCAAAAACAAAUGCACAAAACCCGAUCAUCUGAACUUUCACGCAGACUCACUGAGUUUGCAAAGCAAAGACAACAAAACAAAACUAAAAAAGGAUAUGCUGAACAACGGGAGUAGACGAUAUAGCGACAGUAGCGCAAUGAAAAAUACACAAGUAUCCGGCAGUAGAUUCACGACCACACUAGUGCCUGAAGAUCAAUUAAAACCAGAAUCAAGCGAGAGUAAGUCAAGCAAUAACUUGUCUGUUGUAGCGCAUGAUCAACUUGUCCCUUUAAUAACAAAGGCUAAAAAUGUUAAUGUUAAACCUGGCUUUACAAUAACUGACAGUUAAGGAUUUACAAAAUGUGAUACAUAAUGUAAUUUUGCGAUUCGAAUAUUAUAGAAUCUCUACGUGCUGUUGUUGGCAGGGAAUCUUAAUUAUAUAAAACCAGCCAGCAAGCAAGUUGGCCUUCCUUAGUCAUAUAUUCACCAUUAUGUAUAAUGAUUGUUCUAUGCAACUGUACCUGUCAAUGAAUGCAGUAAGUAGAUGCUCAUGUAAGAAAUAUAGACACAGUUGAACUAUCUCAUUGACUUACAAAUAAAAAGUCAAUGAACUAUUUACAGAUUAUACUUACUGUUUUCUUACCCUUCAACAGAACAUUCUUUGGUAUAUGUAAUCAAAGCUUUAUAACACCUUCUAUGUGAGUAAGCGUUGUAUCUAUAAAAGCGGAGCGGAGCAAAGAUCUGUGUCAUCUCCCAAUAGUAAUUUGUUAUUUUGACGUCUCCAUGCAAUAGUAGCACUUAAUAAUAGAAGUAUUUUGUUGAUUUGACAUCUAAAUACCGUUUAGUCAGUUAAUAGUAUUACAUUAUUUUGACACCUCCAAGCCGCUUAGUAAUAAAAGUAAUCAGCUCCCUUACAGGUUUGGUUCAUGACAACAUUUUAACAACUAUAUUUUUGUACAUGAUACGCAAUAAAGAAUUUGAUUUGGUUUGAUUGGAUUAGUAUUUUGUUAUUUUGACAUCUAAAUACCGUUUAGUCGAUUAUUAUAAUAGUACUUUGUGGUUGUAUAUGUGUGUGUGUGUGUCCGUGGCACCCGCGAUACAGGAUUUCCCUAGUGCGGGGCUGUAUGAGUAUGUUCGCGUUAAACAAAAAAGUACAUUUUAUAUAAACUGUUUUGCACCUCCAAACCUUUCAUUUAAUACUAUUUGGUUGUUUUGACACCUCCAUGUCACUUAGUUAAUUAAUAAUAUGUUGUUAUUUUGACGUUUGCAUGCCGCGUAGUCAAUAGUAUUUUGUUAUUUUCACAAGCCGACGUGGAAAUGUCUAUAUUAUUUUGACAACUCUUCUCCGCUUCGCUUUGGCUCUUAAGGCUAGGUUCAGAUGGACACACACCUGUCACGCAUCUUUCUGAUAAAGAGAAGCAACGCGCGGUGCGUACAAGUACGUGCAGUGAACGUAAACAAGUACACUGUCAGAUAUAAACGCGCGGGCGGUAACGCGCGUUUUGAAGUAUCUCCUCUGAACGCCACGGUACUGCACAUACAUGUGAACUAAUAUAUCGACUGUAAACUGGCAACCUGUACUAUCUCAAUUUUGACAACUUUACAGGAUGAAGAAAAAAUCAUUUAUAUAUUAUAGCAUCUGGUUUAUUAAAUAAAAAUACGUAGUGUACAUACAUA
Hyposmocoma kahamanoa is the source of this 4596-nucleotide messenger RNA. RefSeq names its product inositol hexakisphosphate and diphosphoinositol-pentakisphosphate kinase-like. The transcript is spliced from 18 exons. NCBI's taxonomy places the organism in Eukaryota, Metazoa, Arthropoda, Insecta, Lepidoptera, Cosmopterigidae. Gene Ontology annotation, biological process: inositol phosphate biosynthetic process; inositol metabolic process. Bases 161 to 3268 code for a protein of 1035 amino acids. Gene Ontology annotation, molecular function: inositol hexakisphosphate kinase activity; 5-diphosphoinositol pentakisphosphate 1-kinase activity; diphosphoinositol pentakisphosphate kinase activity. Gene Ontology annotation, cellular component: cytosol. The record is from RefSeq and is a predicted model, not a curated record.